Molecule: messenger RNA, 2858 nt
Organism: Diatraea saccharalis (sugarcane borer)
Lineage: Eukaryota; Metazoa; Arthropoda; Insecta; Lepidoptera; Crambidae
Source: the annotation of a GenBank genome assembly
AAAUUUUUGGAUUACCAUAGGUUUCCCGUGAAUUAGUAUAAUCCUAGAUCAAUUUUAUCGAUAUGGCACUAUUCAGAUCAAUGAAUUUUUAAAAAUAAAUCUAGUGAUUUUUAAAUAUAUAUACCCAUAAUUUCACGAAAAAAAAAAUUUACAUGACAGUAGUAAGUAAAUACAAGCAGGGGUGGAUUAUCUCUAUAAACGAUCUCUUCCAGUCAACCAAUGCGGUAUGGGAAAUGAAGCAGUAACGGGUGACUGCCAAAUGCAUUAUUGAAAAAUUUUAUGUGAAAUAAUAUUAACAAUAAUUCAUAAAUGUAUAAUAUAGAAAAAAAUACAUAAAUAAACAAUAUAAUAUAUAUAAUACAUUAGGAUAUAUAAAUACAUAUAAAAUAUUUACAUACGUAGGAAAUAAUGACUACAGAAUUACAAAUAAGAACAUCGUGCUAGAAAGUGCUCUUUGAGUUUAGUUUUGAAAGAUAUGAAUUAUGACUUUAUUUCGGUAGGUACAACUUUAUAUUAAAAUUUCAGCUGGUUGGAAAUAUUAUGUCUGCGAUGUCACCAGACAGAUCCCACACCAUCAUGGCAGCCGUCAUGGUGGAAAAAAUUAUGUCCAUACCCUUAUUUUUCUACUUACCGGCAAACAGCUCAACAAAUGUCUAUUAUAUUAUUUUGUUUACUCAUAUGGGGUUUCUUAUACGUUGAAAUUGGUGAAGCCGUCAGCAUCAAAGGAGAAUUAAUUAGUAUGAUCAUAUUGGUAAUGGCUGCUUAUUUAGUCGGUUGGAUAUGGCUGAAACUGACUACUUUACCUGCUCUGAUAGGCAUGCUGCUAACAGGAAUUAUAUUUCAAAACUUACAAUUGGUGCACAUGACAGAUAAUUACAGAAAACUGAAUCAGGAUUUGAGAAAAGUGUCACUAGUUAUUAUAUUAACUCGUGCUGGACUAGGUCUUCGAGCAAGCGUCCUAAAGAAACACUAUGCUGCAGUAUUACAAUUAGGCCUUCUUCCAUGGAUCGUAGAAUGUCUAGCUAUCGCUGUUACAACACACUAUUUAUUAAAAUUGCCAUGGAUAUGGGGAUUUUUAUUAGGUUCCAUGAUAGCUUCAGUUUCUCCUGCAGUGGUAGUACCAUGUUUGUUUAGACUAAGAGACGUUGGCUACGGCGUAUCCAAGGGUAUACCCACCUUGGUUUUAGCCGCCACAGCCAUCGACGAUUCCAUCAGCGUCGCUGUAUUUGCAAUUUUAUUGAACAUUAUGUUUUCAUCUGAAUCAUCAACUUUUAAUAUCAUCAAGGGACCGUUGUCCAUAAUAGCCGGCAUCGUCUUUGGAUCUUUGUGGGGUGCUUUGUCUUCAGUAAUACCAGAGAAAGGAGAUACGUAUGUCGUGCCUUUAAGGUUUCUAAUGUUAUUUUUAGGUGGUCUUUUUUCGUUAUUUAUGUCUGGAUUUAUUGAAUGGAGUGGUGCAGGACCACUAGCCAUUGUAUCGUCAGGUUUUGUGGCCGCAUACUAUUGGGAGAAGCAAGGUUGGCCUAUAAACAAACAUCCGGUUAGCAAUGUAUACAGAAUCUUAUGGAUUUUCUUUGAGCCUAUUCUAUUUGCUUUCACCGGUGCUCAAAUAACGAUGAGCGCUCUGGAUCCUCAAGUGAUACAAAUGGGCGCUAUAUGUCUAGUCGCCUGCCUUGUUUUGCGUGUCAUAGUUACAUUUUUUGUUAGUUUCGGAUGUGGAUUGAAUAACAAAGAAAAGUUAUUUAUUGGACUAACAUGGAUGGCUAAAGCGACUGUUCAAGUAUGUAAUUUUUUUUUUAAAUUUCUUCCCACCCUGACUCACAUUUAACAUUACUUGCUUCAUAUUUAACAUCUCAAUCAUGCUCCUAUUAGAGGGGAAUUAGACGACUAAUUAUUGAGAAAAUUAUCUUACUUCAAGGGACAUAACCAUGAAUUUGGAGAGGUCAAACUCAUAGGGUAAUUAUAUUUAAUAUAACUAUCAUAUUUGUCGCUCAAGAUCAAGUCUAUACCCAUGAAAUUUCUUGUGUUUGGUAACACCCAUAAAAAAAUUUGGACUUGGUAACAUUACGGAACAAUCUAGGUAACGAGUAUAUAAUUUAUUUUUUGGAACACUAAUAGUUAUGUAUAUCGUUAAUCACAGGCAGCUCUUGGCCCUGCAGCAUUAGACCUGGUACACAAUGGACGAACAGCUGGAUCUCCAUUGGUAGAUGAAGAAUAUUACGCAAAGACUUUAUUAGCGGUCAGCGUACUGAGUGUUGUUAUCUCGGCACCCCUUGGCGCACUUCUCAUAGCUAUCACUGGGCCGAGACUUCUCAACAAAGAUAACUCUCCCAUUAAAAAUAAAGAAGAAACAGACGGCGAAGAUGCAUCUAUGGGUAUAAUGACACAAUUAUAAUACCAAAAUAUUUAUAUUAAUGAAUAAUAAAUUAUGUAAGACUUAAGCUACCUGUAUCAUUAGUUUUGCACCCCAUCUAUACGAGUCAACGCUUGCUGUGAGUGAUUAUUUUUUCCAUUUCUGGCGCGCCCAGACUCAGCGAAUUAAAAGGAGAUUCGGCGUUCGUUCCUUUCACAUGUUCAAUAGCCCUGCUGGAUGUUUGGAACCGACGUCAGUAUUAACGACUGGCAACUUGGAUGUGUUCUGUCAUUUGACAAAAAAAAAACCCGCCACGUAUUUGUUGUUAGAGCGGCAACAGAUAUACAUCGUCAUAAAUGAAAAGUUCAUGAAAUACAGCCUGAUGACAGACGGAUCAUUAGUUUUUGUGAAAAAUAAGGCAACUCCUGAACAUUAUGAACCAACGUAUUUUAUUAUGGAUGACCAGACGACGAUAACCAAAUAAUGAUUAUAGCUAAUUUCAUAUAUC